ACCAAACCAAACCUCAAUCUCAUUCUGAUGUUAAACCCAAACCAAAUAUCAUUUUCUCAACUCCGGAGAGUCUGAGGAACAGAGCUCAUGAGGUUCGUAAGAUAAGAAGAAGAAGAAGAAAGAAGAUGCAACUCCUCCUUCAACCAGGUCCACCGCUUACUACUACUUUAGAUUUUGUUCACAACUCACUCGAAACCUUAACCUUUCGUGGAUUUUCGAAAUGCCCAGUUACUAAAACCUCCUCUAGUUCGCUUGCAAGCUCAGUUUUCUCUAAGAAUUUUCCAGUUUUGAGAAGCACCCACUUGAGUUUUUGCUCUAGAAACGAUGUUUUUGAUGGUUUCUCGAGUACCCAUUUGUCUAAUAAGCCAGAAGAGGAUAAAGCUAGAGACAAUGGAGAUUUUAGUUUACUAGAUAAACCAUCCCCACUGGUUAGAGAUGAUAGUAAUGAUAAUGAGUCUACUUCGGAAGAAAGUGUUGUAAAAGUUGAUAAAGAUGAGGCUUUAGCGCCUUUUUUGAAAUUUUUCUCAACAGAUGGGGUGAACAAACUGACAGAAGAGGAAGAUGGCAUGGGAGUAUCUGAAGAAAGAAGUGAGUCGGAUUAUGAGGAUGAGGAGGAGCAGAAGGAAGAGAAAAAGGUGAAUAUUUCUUAUUAUGAGCCCAAACCUGGUGACUUUGUGGUUGGAGUUGUUGUUUCUGGCAAUGAGAAUAAGCUUGAUGUGAAUGUUGGGGCAGACUUUUUGGGUACAAUGUUAACUAAGGAGGUGAUGCCUUUGUAUGAUAAAGAGAUGGAAUACUUGUUGUGUGAUCCAAAUAGUGAUGCUGAGGAGUUUUUUGUUAGUGGGAAAAUGGGAAUUGUGAAAUAUGAUGAAGCUAAUGAAAGACCAACACCAUGGAAGCCACCUGUGGAGGUUGGCACUGUUUUGUUUGCUGAGGUUCUUGGAAGAACACUCAGUGGCCGGCCAUUGCUCUCAACUAGAAGGCUCUUCCGCCGGAUGGCUUGGCACCGAGUGAGGCAGAUAAAACAAUUAAAUGAACCUGUUGAGGUUAGAAUUACAGAGUGGAAUACUGGAGGCCUUCUAACAAGAAUUGAGGGUUUGAGAGGUUUCAUUCCCAAAGCUGAAUUAGUGAAUAGAAUAAACAACUUUGGUGACUUGAAAGAAAAAGUGGGUCAGCGGCUUCAUGUGCUCAUUUCUCGAAUAAAUGAAUCUAACAAUGACCUAAUACUAAGUGAGAAGGAAGCUUGGCGAAUGUUAUAUCUCCGGGAGGGAGCCCUUUUGGAAGGGACUGUUGAGAAAAUAUUCCCAUUUGGAGCUCAAAUAAGUAUAGGUGAUACUAACAGAAGGGGAUUGCUGCAUAUUUCAAACAUCAGCCAGAGACAAAUCACGGCGGUCAGUGACUUACUCGCUGUUGGUGAAAAGGUUAAAGUUUUGGUGGUGAAGUCAAUGUUUCCAGACAAAAUAUCUCUCAGUACCGCUGAGCUCGAGAGUGAACCUGGCCUCUUUAUAACAAACAAAGAGAGAGUGUUUUCUGAGGCUGCAACGAUGGCAAAGAAGUACAGGGAAAAGCUACCUCCUUAUAUAGCCACAGGUGAAUCCGAACCACUUCCGAAUGACACUUUAUUUUUUGAAAAUGAAGCGAAGAUGUAUGCAAAUUGGAACUGGUUCAAAUUUGAAAGGGAUUGAGAUUGAACUAGCGCUCAAGGUUGGCACAUUUUUAUAUUGUGAACAUGAGAAAGAAAAAAGUAAUGGCAUACUCGUCUUUUAGAUCAAAUUAUCCAUGCGCGUACAUAAGUUGAUCACUUGAAAAUUACAGGCAGAAACCAUGAGAAUCCAAGAAAAUGUGUAGUGAUAUUUUUGUUUGUUAGCUAAUUUAGAUGGAAACGAGUGUGAAGGUUGGUUGUUUGAGUUGACCUUAGAUUUAUAUAGUUUGAGGAACCACCAUUGCUGACCAACUACAUGAAAUUCAGUUGUGAAAAUUUCAAGGCUUGGUUAACAAGAACUCAUAUAUAGCAUGAGUUCUUGAAUUUAAAUUAGGGGAUUUUUAAAAAAUAUGGCUUUUUAGCCAUCAAUGUGCAAAAAUAUGGGAGUUAAACUUUCUUUAAUUUGUAUGGGAAAAUUUAAUUAAGAAAAACUUAGUUUAUGGGAAAAUUAAUCCCAUAUUGGAAAUCAAAAUUAAUCAAAACAAAUUAGCAAAAAGAGGGGUACUAUGGUAAUUAACAUAGCCAAAACUCCUUCAGCCAAGUCCAUCUUCUCUAUCAUUUUGCCCUAACCGCCUCACCAUCUCCACCAUAGCCAAAACUCCUCCACUUGGCUGCCUCACCAUCUCCACCAUCAUCUCCGCCCACCCACCUUCACUACCUACCAAGAACACCCUAGCCGCACCUCCGUGAAACCCAGGCACUCUCCACUCGGCUGCCUCACCAUCUCCACCAUCAUCUCCGGUCACCCCUUUACCACAUACCAAGAACACCCCAGCUGCACUUCCGUGAAACCCAGCCACCUUCACCACCUUAGGUGCGCACCUCUAUGAAACUCAGCCAAGAACACCCCAGCCGCACCAUCGGCGAACACAAACUCAAUCCGCGCAUCUCUGUGCGAUUCCAUUCGCGAUCCCCCAAAUCCAAAACAACGGGGAUAGGCUGAGGUGAGGGAUGUUCUAGUGGUGGUCGGAGGCGAGGAAGAAGGGUGGCGCUUGGGCUGUGUGCGAUUUGUGGUGCUCGGAGCGGUGCAAAACAACGGGGAUGGCUGGGUUUGCGACGGGGUUUUGCGCGUACGGGAUGGGGGUUUUUGGUGGUGGUCGGAGGCGAGGGAGGAGGUUGGUUCGUGGUCAGAUCUGGUUUUUUUUCUUUU
Humulus lupulus (European hop) is the source of this 2849-nucleotide messenger RNA. Its product is annotated as protein PIGMENT DEFECTIVE 338, chloroplastic. Gene Ontology annotation, biological process: RNA stabilization. Bases 126 to 1682 code for a protein of 518 amino acids. NCBI's taxonomy places the organism in Eukaryota, Viridiplantae, Streptophyta, Magnoliopsida, Rosales, Cannabaceae. The record is from RefSeq and is a predicted model, not a curated record. The transcript is spliced from 8 exons. Gene Ontology annotation, molecular function: RNA binding.